Messenger RNA from Drosophila serrata, 1140 nucleotides. RefSeq lists its product as uncharacterized. Lineage: Eukaryota; Metazoa; Arthropoda; Insecta; Diptera; Drosophilidae. The record is from RefSeq and is a predicted model, not a curated record. Gene Ontology annotation, molecular function: lysozyme activity.
AUCGUGAAACACAGCUUGAUGUUUGAGACCUGGAGAUAAACUGACAAAGUGGCAUUCACUUCGCUGGCUGAAAAAUCGCCGUAAGGUCCGCGUUACGGAAAACAAAAGUCGAAAAAGAUUAGCUGCGUGGAGGAGAGAGAAACUGAGAAGCAGAGAAACUGAGAGACCGAGAGUAGUAACCGCAGGCUGUGGGCAUCAAUUACGGCGAUAACAUUGAGCGAUAAUCGAACCGGGGUUAUCUCGACGAGCACCUGGAGCUCUCGCCGCUGCUGUUGAUGCGACUCAGUGGGUUUAGUCAGAUUCCGACAGCUUGGGGCGAUGGAUCCAUCCUCCAGCAGAGUCGCGUUAGAGUUAGUCGAGGAGGCAGAUUCGGAGACGGGAACGGUGAUGGGGACGGAGACAGAUGCCUCCAGGGUGGCGGAGCAUCGGGGAUAUGCCGAAGCGCUCUCCUUGUCCGGAAGGAGUAACAAGCGACGCUCGAACCGGAAGUCCUGUGGCACAGGACGGAUCCUGACUGCAAGCGCCAUUUUCUUGGCCCUGAUGCUCAUCGUCGGCGCCAUUUUCAUGCACUUAAGGCACAAGCAUCAUCUGGGCAGGCUGCACGUCCAUCUGAGGGACCAUUCGGAGCACCUACCCCUGGUGGCCGCGACUGGAGUGGCUGCCCAGACGAUAACAACAUUCCAGCCAGCAACGGAUCCUCCUCCAUCUCCUGCGACCCAAACUCCUCCACCAUCACCUCCUCCAUGGGUGGUAAGCGAUGAGUGUCUGGCCUGCAUGUCCAUUGCCUCCACGAAUAAUGUUCCUGGAGUUUGCAGGAGCAAAGAAGGCGCUGAAUGGCCGUGCGGCAUUUAUCGCAUCUCCAUUGGCUACUGGCAGGACGCACAGCGUUUAAUUGAUCCAACGGACGAGCUGGCAAAGGACUACGAAGGAUGUGUGGUGGACGAUGGCUGCGCCGGAAGGAUUGUGCGGAGUUAUUUGGAACGGUAUGCCUAUGACUGCAACCAAGAUGGACGGAUCGAGUGUCGGGAUCAUGCGAUACUUCACAUGCGAGGACCCGGUGGCUGCCGGAGGCAUGAGCUCCUUACGUCCUCAGUUGAAAAGCGGCUGAAUGUGUGUUUGAAAUAGAAGGAAUUAACGUAG